CUUGCUCUUCGCCUUGCCCAGAGCUCAAAGCUGACAGUCAUGACGGCCACAGUGGCAUCGUGGAGGGGUUUCAAGCUUAUCGAUUGCAACCUUGGAAUUGCUGUCAGGUUGCCCCGACCCCGGACCCGAGAGGCCGAUCUGACAGGGAGUGGGGGGGUUAACAACCAAGCCACAACCAGGCUUUAAACCAACCACACUCUGUGGCUUGUGGGAAUGCCAUCUCGAAAUCCAUCCAUCCAGCGCCGGCACUGUUCAGGAGGCAGGAGCCUGUCGUCGCGCCCGCGAACGGGCCCCUCGCAUUGGAUUGUGCCACUGUUCAUGCAACUCGUUUGCGAUUCAGGCUGGCUCGAUCACUGGCUCGUACCAAUCGGCAGGAAGACGUCGCGCCAGGUCUGAAACAGGAGACGACUGGAUAAGGGGCGAAGGUUGCAACACCCGACGGCGUGCUUCAAUCGGCUUGACAGCUUCUCCAGUUCAAGAGCUUGAGCCCUUGAUGGAGUAAGCGCUGCCGAAUUGCUCUAGAAGCAUCAAGGCAAACUCAAUUCGGGGGCUGCAUUGACGAAUUGAGUGCCUGUGCUGCGCUGUUCCUGAGCUAGGACGCGGUGAAUCCACCGAACCGCCUCACGGGUAAGCCCCCACCUGUUUAGCUGCGUUUGGGUACAGAAAGACUGCCCAAACGACAUCAUUCCAGGCCUCUCUGCAUGAAGGGUUUUUUGCUGGUCCUUGAUGUCUGUCUGUAUUGUGGCCGCGAAGGCUAGGUGGCCCCUUUUUCCCCUAUCUCUUUUGAGCAAUACUCGGGACUGAUCACAGGUCAGAUGAACCGUCAUCUAUGCAAGAAGUGGUGUUGUGCCGGCAUUGGCUUCUUUUUUUAAAUGAAUUGAAACGCGCUUCGAGCUGUCUCCUGACCAACCAAAGACGCGCUUCAAGUCAAGUUUCGUGUUGAGGAUGCAGUUUGUUGUGCCACAUCUCCCCGCUUUUCGAACCCGGAGGGGUCAUCUCCAGCGGUUCUGUCAGCCACUCAGGGCACUCUGUAGCAAAUCGGGACAAACGGGCAGCUCCGCAACCAAGAGCGGGUGGAGGGGCUGCUGUGGCUCGUGGGUGGGCUCGUGGGCUGCGGGCCCGGCAACAGGGCAACGCAGAGACUAGCGAUGCAUCGGCGCCCAAAAACCUCCAACCAAACACCAGUCCAAGCCAUCCAAAUUCGACUUUUUCCUGUUGACAGCGCACACAAUUUUUUCUUCGAAUCCCACGAUUCCAAGCCGGCCACGAAGACCGGACUCCCGUCGACUACCGUGGAUCGGCCUCACCAGCCCGCUAGCCCCCGCUGUUGCUAGUGCGCCGUUCUACAGUUCUGCCCGUCAGCUUCAUCCGCUCUCAUUCGUGCCCAACGGCGCAGCGCAGCAGCAAGCAGAGCCCACUUUGUUGACAAUCCUGAGGGACGCUCGCUGUAUGUACAAACCGGACCCUCAGCUCGCCCCAACACAGCCCCAUCUCUACCCUGUGCCGCCGCAUACGCUCUACCCAGGCCAUCCGUACCUGACAGAAGCCCACAAGGCCUGUCCGAGACCCAUUCUUCAUCUCUUCAGUUCUCUUUUCUUCACCGCACCCCCAACACUAAGAGCCCGGGCAACAGCCUCCUUUGCCUCGUCUUCACCGUCCCGGAACGAUUGGACAGAACUCGACCUGCUUGCAACUGCCAGCUAACAGCCAGAAGAGCCGCCUCCGAGACCACCGACAGCAGGGCAACAAGCCGCUACACAUUUUGCAGACUCUGCACCACCAAUUGGACCAACUCCGAGGAUACCAAGGGCCAACUGACACCAUGGUUUCCUUUUCGUGCGAGGCCUGUGGAGACAUCUUCACCAAGAAGAAACUUGACCCGCACCGCAACCGCUGUCGAGGUGCUACCUUUACCUGCAUCGACUGUAUGGUACAUUUUCCUGGCACAGAAUAUCGCUGGCACACGAGUUGUAUGAGUGAGGAACAAAAGUAUCAGGGUGCCCUCUAUAAAGAGAAGAAGCCAAAGCAGCAGCAACACCAGCAGCGCGUUCCCCCUCUCGCACCACCUCCUCCACCUGCCGCCAUGGCUCAACCAGCAUAUGUCGAAUCAGUCGCCGAGGAGGACAACUGGAAGAAUUACGAGCAACGCAGUGACGAUGAUAGCCGUUCCAUCAACCUUCCGGAAGCGCCUACCCCGCCUUCUGCCGUGGACAUGGGAGGCAACGUGAAUGUCUUUGAUUUCAUGGUCGACAACCCCACGCCAACCGCUUCCAAUGUUUCGCUUCCCCUUCCCGUCCCUACUCAGGUUCCAGCAAACGAGGAGAUGUCCCUCGUGCGGUUUGACCCGGAGGCCAACGGCGGCGACAACUUCGAAGACCAUGCCCUCAUUCACGAAGAAAAUGGUGCUGUAGCCUUGAACCAGUUCCAGACACCCGCGCCAAAACAGCCCCGGAGAAAGACCAAGGACAGCGAAAGUAGCGUUAAGAAAGACAAGAAGCGCAAGAGACUACACAUCGAAACCGACCAGGUCAUGAUCGAUGCCCCACCAGUAAUGCACUCCGGGUUGACUGGUGGCUUGAAGGGUCUUAUGAGCAGGUCGUCCGUAUUCCCACCAUCUCCAGACUAUUCUGGAGACAAUAUUGCGACACCAGCAAGUCCUUUGAAGAAGACCAAGUCGUCAAAGCAUCACCACAAGUCCCUUGCGCGCACGACAACCGAGUCUUUGAGCAACGGCCUGAUGGCCAUGAUUGCCGGACCUUCCAAGACGAAGUCGUCCAAGAAGAAGGCCAAGACCAGCUCCAGCUCCAAGGACUCCAAGAAGAAGAGUUCCAGCUCCAGCAGCCCCAAGCGCCUUGAAGGCGGCAAGGAGCCAAAGCUCCUUGAAUACCGACCUGGAUCCAAGGAUAGCAAGGAGGGUGAUGUGGCCAGUGGCCAGAUGGUCAUUUACAAGCCCGCCGCCGACCACUUUCUGAGCCUCGUUACCAAGGGUCCCGAGAGUGAGAAGGGAUGCAGCGUCAACAAGGCACUUAAGAGGUACCACCGUGAGCGCAGCAACUCGGGCGUCAGCCUCAGCAAGUUGAUGGAAGAGAAGGAAUUGUUCAAGACUCUGCGGAUGAAGAGGAAUGACCGGGGAGAGAUUGUGUUGUUUACCAUUUGAAGCGUUAGCAUGGUGUCUGAGAAGCGUGUAUGCAUAUGGGAAACGGGUAGCAUCCGGGGGCUCCAGGGCAUGGGGCCUGGGUAAUAACAUCAUUCCGAUCUGGGAGUUAAGUGGCGAGGCAUGAUGGGAAUAUUGUGGGCAUACGGUUUUUCUUCUUCUUUUUCUCUUGAUGAUACCUCUCGGCGAUGGACGUGAUGCAUUCUUUUGGUCGUUCCUUUUCUUCUCACACGGGGUGCAAAGUCGCAGACUCACCUUGAUUUCUUUUUUGGUUUGGUUGACUGGGGGUUUCUUCAUCUUUUCUGGUCCGUGCAAGCUGGCUAUUUCUCUUUUCCUCUCUAAUCUCUCUAAUAGAAGUGGGAGCGAAAGAAGAUGGAUUGCUUGGUGGACCCUGGUGGUUUUUACCGGUUUUCUAAUAUCCUGAUUUCCAUCUUUGUGUUUUGUUUGGUUAAGUUUUCGAUUGCAGUGUUCCUUUCUUGUAUUAUUUUACAAUUUGAGGAAGAGAAGAAAGGGAGACUAAGGACAAACAAAACUAAUGGUGGUGGUGGUGGUGGUUGAAGGGGGGGUUACUUGAUACCUUUUCUUGCUGUACUGCCAUUUUUUUUUCUCGGGAAGAAGAAUCAGGAUAGAUGUUUUUUUGGAUUGGAGUGAAUAUCCGGGGAGGCUUUUUUGAUUGCUUUUGUUUCUUCUCGACAGUGGUUUUUUUUAUAUUUUUUAUCUUGUGUGAAAUCUAUGAUUGAAGUCGUCUUUAGCAGAUGUAUAACGUAUUUUUAUACUUGAGUUGUUGCAAUUCAAAGCAAGCAGAAUCAUUACUAGUUGAAUUUUGAACCAUGUCUCAAACAACCCGAGGUGUCCAAACUCGAAAUUAGUAGUUACUAGUCUUCGCUUCCCUCAAUCAUACACAUCAUUUAUUUACAUGACAGCCCCUGUUUACAUUACGCUUUCCCCUUUUUUCCCCACCAAAACCAUCAUGUCUAGUGAACAUGCACCAUCCUCAGCGGCAAAAUCUUCUGCCCCAUCGCCUCCCUCCUGCACAACGGACACUCUGGCUUCUCCCUCACCCAAUCCCCGAUGCACUCCCAGCAAAACACAUGCCCGCAGCUCGUCACCGCCGGGUCCUUCAGCUCCUCCAGACAGAGCGUGCACUUCCUGGGAUUGUAACCCUUUAUCCAAGCCAUUUGCUUCCCGUCACUGAGAUCAUACCUCGGCUUCGUCCCCCCUUUCACCAACGGGGUGUGAGUCGUCCUGGCAAUCUCCGCCAAUGAGCGCUGAUUCUGGGGAGCGGGGGCCGAGGUGUCAAGGAGGGAGGUGUUGAGGGCGUAGGCGUUGUCGUCCAAAGAGACUUCGACGGGGCCGGAGGGGAUGUACCGGUCUGAUGAUGUGGGGAUGUCGUCUAUAUUUGACGAAGGGGAGGAAGACAGUUGUUGGGAGAGGUGGAGGUAGGUCCUGACGAGCAUUUGGGUGACGAGGAGGACGCCGAGCACUUCGUAGCCUCCGCGACCAGAGUUUUGGCUUGCUCCUGGGGUGUCGGGGAUGCGCUUGGUGAAGAUGUAGCGGAGGCCGAAGAGCCGCUUGGAGAGGGAGUAAUACGCGCCGGUGAAGUAAAAGGUUGCGAGGGUGAUGGCGUGGAUGUGGGCUGGGUUGGUGAGGGAGGAGAGGUGGGUUAGGAUGUAGCGGAGGGCGCGGGCUUCAGAGGUGGGUUGGCCUUGUUUUGUUGUGUCGAGGCCGCGGGUGGUGAGGGUUGUCAGCCGGGUGGUGAGAAGGCGGCGGAGGGAGGAGCGGAGUUUGGGGAGGAGGAGGGUGAAGAGGUAGGGGGUUAGUGUUGAGGUUGCGAUGAAGCCUGCUCGGCGGGAGAGGGAGGGGAGAAGGGGGCCGGGUUGGGAGGUGGGUUUGGGGGGGAUGUGGGAGUCGGGGUAGGUGGUUGCUUGUUGCUGCGAGGGAGGAGAGGGGGGCGCUUCGACUUGGACAAGAUCGCAGUAUUCUUCUCCGAGCGUGCGGUUGCCGAUUAGGGUUGUAAGGCAGAGGUAGAGGGCAUCGCCUAUUGUGCGGGUCUCGGUCGCCCAGGAGUGGGCAGAUCGGGCGCCGCGGAGACGGCGGUGGAGGUCGGAGAUCUGGUUGGUGAGGAGGCCUUGGAAGUAGGCGUCUUUUUGGUGGGCGCGGAUGAUGUCUGGCGCGGCAGCGUAUGGGUAUGGAGAGCUUGUAAGAGGCGGUGGCGGCUGCGAUUUGGGGGG
This is a messenger RNA of Podospora pseudopauciseta, 5385 nucleotides long. RefSeq lists its product as uncharacterized. Gene Ontology annotation, molecular function: DNA binding. Gene Ontology annotation, cellular component: nucleolus. The record is from RefSeq and is a predicted model, not a curated record. Lineage: Eukaryota; Fungi; Ascomycota; Sordariomycetes; Sordariales; Podosporaceae. Gene Ontology annotation, biological process: rRNA processing; negative regulation of transcription by RNA polymerase II. The coding region runs from base 1823 to 3157 and encodes 444 amino acids. The transcript is spliced from 3 exons.